AUGGAGAACGGAGGCUCAGACACCAUUAAGGAUGAUGAGGACAGCUUGUGGGAGAAUGUGGAGAGUAACCGAAACACUCUCACACGCACCAUCAACCCCGACAAACUGACCCCUUACCUGCGACAGUGCAAAGUCAUCGACGAACAGGAUGAGGACGAAGUACUUCGCUCCUUGCUGCUAGUGUCCAAAGUCCACCGUGCAGGGCGCCUGUUGGAUAUCUUGCGGACCAAGGGUCAGCGCGGCUAUGUGGUGUUUCUGGAGAGCCUGGAGUUUUAUUACCCCGACCUCUAUAAGCAUGUCACGGGGAAGGAGCCCACUCGCAGGUUCUCAACAAUAGUGGUGGAAGAGGGACACGAAGGUCUUACUCACUUCUUAAUGAAUGAAAUCAUCAAACUACAGCAGCAGGCAAAGGCCAAAGACAUUCAGAGAGUGGACAUUCUCGGAAAGUAUCGUACUCUGGAGGACGAGCAAAAGAAGCUGCGACUGGCUUACCAAGAGCUUCGGACCUUCCAGGAGCGUUACAACAAAAUGAAGGAAGAACGCAACAACUACAACGACGAGUUGAUCAAGGUGAAGGACGAGAACUACAAACUGGCCAUGCGUUACGCCCAGCUCAGCGAGGAGAAGAACAUGGCCGUCAUGAGAAGCCGCGAUCUACAGCUGGAGAUUGAUCAGCUGAAGCACAAGCUGAAUAAAGUAGAGGAAGAGUGUAAAAUGGAGAGGAGGCAGUCUUUGAAACUGAAAAACGACAUUGAGAACCGACCUCGCAAAGAGCAGAUCUUUGAGCUCGAACGUGAGAAUGAAAUGCUUAAGAUCAAAGUUCAAGAUUUGCAGUCUAUUAUACAGCCAGGACCGAUACCUGGACCGCUGCCACACAAGGCCAUCCUUGACAUUCUGGAGCACGACCGUCAAGAAGCUCUGGAGGACAGGCAGGAGCUUGUCAAUCGUCUCUACAACCUGCACGAGGAGGUGCGCCAGGCAGAGGAGCUCAGGGACAAGUACCUGGAGGAAAAAGAAGACCUAGAAUUAAAAUGCUCCACUUUGGAAAAAGACUGUGAAAUGUACAAGAACCGCAUGAACACCAUGAUGUUCCAGUUAGAAGAGGUGGAACGCGAGAGGGACCAGGCCUUCAAGUCCAGAGACGAUGCCCAGAAUCAGUUCUCUCAGUGUCUUAUUGACAAAGACAAAUACCGCAAGCAGAUCCGUGAGCUGGAGGAGAGGAGUGAUGAGCUGCACAUUGAAAUAGUGAGAAAAGAGGCCAAGAUAGUCAAUCUGGAGUCCAAGUUAAGACGUUUGUCUAAGGAAAGUGGCUUAGAUCAGAGUUUGCCUCGAGAUAUUCCGUUUACGAUGAUACCCCAAGCCCUGGACCAGCAGGACCCUAAGACAGAUGGGGCUUCAGACUCUGGAGAAGAUUCCGCUGAAGAAAAGUUCUUUCAGGAGGAGCCCAAGUUAAGACGCAGAAGAAACAUUAAGGGCAUCAACAGAGCAAAGUCUCCAGUCUCAACAAUCAAGCCUCUAGAUUUCCUCGUGUCAAACAAUGGGGAUCUAUCGGAUGCUCCUAGCACAGACACUGGUUCCUUUACCACAAAUUCAGGCAACACCAGUUUCACUAGUGUCCCUAUCACGCCAACAAGCGCCAAAGACAUGCUUAACAAACUGCGCUAUCGGAAUGACAGCAUCAUGUCCACAGCCCCUGAGCCUCCAGGGAACGCCUCCCUCGUGAGGAGAACCAAAGAGGGAGACCAUGACUUCCAACCGCGGAGUCUCUCUGACCUAGACAGUGAUAGUGGGGACAAUAUGGAGCCAGACGAAGAAGCUGAUAGGUUUUCCCACGGUCCUCCGUCUAUUCACUCCUCUUCCUCCUCCCACCAUUCAGAGGGCAUGGAGACCUAUGACCUGGAGCAAGUCAACAACAUAUUCAGGAAACUGUCGCUGGAGAGACCGUUUCGCCCUUCGCUCAACUCGUUUACGCGCUUCAACAGUACUCUUAAGCCUGUGCAGGACCUCUGUGUCCCGGGAGACUACAUUCUCUCAGAUGUCACUCUGGUAGGGGGCAAUGAGAGUGGCAUCUUCGUGUCCUUUGUGAAACCCGGCUCUAAAGCAGAGUCGGCUGGACUGAGAGAGGGACACCACCUCCUAAUGUUAGAAGGCUGUAUCCAUGGAGAAACCCAGAGCGUACCUCUGGACACAUGCACCAAAGAAGAGGCCCAUUGGACCCUGCAGAGAUGCACUGGCCAGAUCAAGCUCCAUUACAGAUCCAACGUUGAUGGCUACCGUCGGCUACAGAAGGACAUGGAUGAUGGCACGCUGGUUUCGGGGGAUUCCUUUUACAUCCGGGUAAACUUGAACGUGUCGGUCCAGACGGACAACUGCACGAUGAGCGUGCGCUGUGACGAGAUUGUCCAUGUGCUGGACACCAUGCACCAGGGGAAAUGCGAGUGGCUGUGCGCUCGAGUCGACGCCUUUACCGACAAGGAUCUGGAGAGAGGCACCAUACCGAGCUACUCCAGGGCCCAGCAGCUCCUCCUAGUGAAGAUCCAGAAACUGAUGUGCCGGGGUGGGAAGGAGGACACGGACAGCCUGCGGGGUCUUCGGAACACGUUACAGCCAGAGGAGCCCAUGCAGUCACCUGACCCCAAGUCCAGCCCGCGUCUGUCCAGGGCCAGCCUCUUCAUCUGUCAGAUACUACAGUUUGUCAGCAGAACAGAUAACAAGUACAAGAGGAUGAACAGCAGCGAGCGCGUGCGCAUCGUCAGCGGCGGGAAUCCAUCAUCGCUUCCCAGGCCUGGUUUUGAAAACAUGAAACCUGACGACUCUUCUGACACAGAGACCGACCUGAAUAAGAGCCUAAACCUGAUCCCUUACAGCCUGGUCACUCCACACCACUCCCAACGCAAGAGACCUGUACUCUUUUCCCCGAGCGCUCUGGCCAAAACCAUCGUUCAAAAAUUCCUCAACCUCGGAGGCGCCAUGGAAUUCAACAUGUGUAAACCAGAUGUUCUAACAAAAGAGGAGUUUUUUAUGAAACAGAAGAUAGAACCAAUCAUUUACUCUAAAGAAAAAGAAGCCAACACAUACGAAUGCAUCACCCCUGAAAAUAUUGAGGCAGUGGCGUUCAAGAAUAAACACUGUCUGCUGGAAGUUGAUCUGAGCUGUGUAAAGGACCUGCUGAGGAGAGAAAUCUACCCCAUCAUUAUCUUCAUCAAAAUCUGUGAGAAGAACAUUAGAAAAUUAAGGAGGCUGCCGUUAAAGGUGGACUCAGAGGAGGACUUCCUGAAGAUGUGCCGCUAUAAGGAGAAGGAGCUGGAGAGCCUACCGUGUCUCUACGCGUCUGUGGAGCCCGACUCCUGGAGCGGCGUGGAGGACUUACUGAAGGUCAUUAAGGACAAAAUCUUAGAGGAGCAGAAAAAAACUGUAUGGGUGGAACAGGAUCUGCUGUAG
Chanos chanos (milkfish) is the source of this 3441-nucleotide messenger RNA. RefSeq names its product caspase recruitment domain family, member 11 (gene card11). The coding region runs from base 1 to 3441 and encodes 1146 amino acids. Gene Ontology annotation, molecular function: CARD domain binding. The transcript is spliced from 23 exons. The record is from RefSeq and is a predicted model, not a curated record. Lineage: Eukaryota; Metazoa; Chordata; Actinopteri; Gonorynchiformes; Chanidae. Gene Ontology annotation, cellular component: cytoplasm. Gene Ontology annotation, biological process: regulation of apoptotic process.